Messenger RNA from Cannabis sativa, 1386 nucleotides. Its product is annotated as vesicle-associated membrane protein 727. Gene Ontology annotation, cellular component: membrane. The record is from RefSeq and is a predicted model, not a curated record. NCBI's taxonomy places the organism in Eukaryota, Viridiplantae, Streptophyta, Magnoliopsida, Rosales, Cannabaceae. Bases 332 to 1048 code for a protein of 238 amino acids. Gene Ontology annotation, biological process: vesicle-mediated transport. The transcript has 6 exons.
UUUAUUAAACAGAAAUUAUACGACAAUUUCUUCAUUGGAAGUGGAUGUGGUGAGCCCUUAGACCACGUCUCCAUCGGAGUAAACUUUCAGACAAUCUCUUUUCUUGCCGACGAAGCAAUCUUUCCCCUUUCUAUCUCUGCAAUUUUCUUCAUCGAUCUCUUUGUCUUUUCUCGGUUAGUCAUUUCCUUCAUUAUUUAGUGAAAAAAGUCUAGGAUCUUCUCUUAUUUCGAUCGAUGUUUGAGAAAUUUCCUCCUUUGUCGUUUAGCAAACGAAUCGGAAAGAGCUAUUGUUUUCUAUUUGGAGCCGUGAACGAAUUUGGUGAAUUCCAAAGAUGAGUGAAAGAGGGUUAAUAUAUAGCUUUGUUGCAAAAGGACAUGUUGUUUUGGCAGAACACACAUCUUUCUCCGGCAACUUUAGUACCAUUGCCGUUCAGUGCUUGCAGAAGCUUCCUUCCAAUAGCAGCAAGUACACAUAUUCGUGUGAUGGAUACACCUUCAACUUCCUAAUUGACAAUGCAUUUGUUUUUCUCGUUGUUGCAGAUGAAUCAACUGGGAGGAGCACCCCUUUUGUGUUUCUAGAACGAGUAAAGGAAGAUUUUAGACAGCGAUAUGGUAUGAGCAUUAAUGAUGAAGGGCCACAUCCUCUUGCUGAUGAUGACGAUGAUGAUGACUUGUUCGAAGACCGAUUUAGCAUCGCCUACAAUCUUGAUAGAGAGUUUGGGCCAAAGCUCAAGGAGCACAUGCAAUAUUGUAUGGAACAUCCAGAAGAAAUGAGUAAGCUUUCCAAAUUGAAGGCUCAAAUCACUGAGGUCAAGGGUAUUAUGAUGGACAAUAUUGAGAAGGUUUUGGACCGUGGUGAAAGGAUCGAAAUUCUGGUCGACAAGACUGAAAACUUGCAGUUCCAGGCUGACAGCUUCCAAAGGCAAGGAAGGCAAUUGCGACGGAAAAUGUGGCUACAAAACCUCCAAAUGAAGCUGAUGAUUGCAGGAGCAGUACUUGUAUUGAUCGUGAUACUGUGGGUUAUUGCAUGUGGAGGUUUCCAAUGUUGAUGAUCGCUGGACAAAGCAAAUGCUGGAACUUUAUUAUAAUGUUUUUUUUAGCCGUUUCUUUUUUAUUUUGAUCUCAUGUUUUUAGCCGUUUUCCAUUACUUGGUGGUGUACAAAGCGUUUCUUAUGUAUCAUGUACAUUGAAACUCUCCAGUCUUUGCCAAAGUCUAGAAACAUAUAACAUGUUCAACCAUGUAAUUAGAAAAACACUAGUACCCUACUACUACUUAGCCUUAUUUACUUGUUGUUAUGUGCUUAUGUUUUUAUUUGCAAAGGAAAAAAUCUUGAGCCCCUUCUCAUCUUUUGCACAAGAGAAUAAAAUUGGCUGUCUUUUUUCUUUC